Molecule: messenger RNA, 1405 nt
Organism: Rhododendron vialii
Lineage: Eukaryota; Viridiplantae; Streptophyta; Magnoliopsida; Ericales; Ericaceae
Exons: 2
Coding region: 144-1235 (363 amino acids)
Biological process (GO): methylation
Molecular function (GO): methyltransferase activity
Source: RefSeq, a predicted model, not a curated record
UCUCAGACAUUAGUCAUGUGUGUGGCUCUCUUUCCUUAUCUCUAGUUCUCCACCUAAAACCCCCCAUCUUUUUUUCCAAAAGCAAGUACAUAAAAUGGGCAUCCCAAAAGCCAAAAAAAAAGAAGGAUUAAUCGUUCAAUAUAAUGCGUGCAUUAUCUCUAAAUUUUUUCCCUUCUGUUAGUCUAUCGAAAUCGGUGUUAAAACCAAGAACCAUGUCGGAAGAAAGGAACGGGAAGUUAGAGGAACAACAGCAGCAGCAGCAGUGGCCUGAACUGAAGCUGCCGGAGUUGCUAUACACGGACACGAUUAGGAAACUACACGAGGUGAUCGAGAGCGACUGGGAUUACCUUCGGCGGUCGGCGUGCCAGAUGGCGGCCGGGAGAGCAUUGUGGAAGCACGUGAUACACGACCCGCUCGCGGAGUUGCUGGCGGGAGAGACAUGCUUGAGGAGCUUUUACGAGAAGAUAAGAAAAGACCGGUGUAACGAUGCCAAGGAGGUGUCUGGAGUGAUGCUUGCUGUUAGGACACUGUGGUUUGAUGCCAAGAUUGAAGCCGCGAUUGAGUCGUUUGGUGGAGGCGAGGCACAGGUGGUUCUUCUUGGUGCAGGAAUGGACGCAAGGGCGUAUCGGUUACCUUGCCUGAAAGAAACUGCUGUUUUUGAAGUCGACUUUCCAGAAGUCCUGCAGAUGAAAACAACUACUGUACAGGCAGCAACAGCAUCAAAAAAUAAUGUGAGAAUGACAGCAAAAUCUCUAGAAAGAGUGGCAGCCGAUAUCACAGACAACAACUGGCUUCAAAAACUUCAGACAUCCGGAUUUGUCCCAGAGAAGAAUACAGUGUGGGUUCUUGAGGGCCUUCUUUACUACCUCUCCCACUCACAUGCCAUGGAAGUAUUGAAGAUCAUAGCGGAAAAUUGCACUGUGACACAGACAGUACUUUUAGCAGACUUCAUGAACAAGCCAUCAACCACACUUUCCAGCGCCAUGUACCAUUUCCAUAGCGAUUGGCCCGAUCAUCUCCUGCCAUCUUUAGGGUUCUCUGAUGUUAAUCUUUCGCAAAUUGGGGAUCCGGAUGCUCAUUUUGGGCUGUUGCAUGAUCCGCUGAAUCUGUUCAACAAGCUUCGCAGUUUGCCCAGAUCACUCCAAACCCUUCCGGAAGAUGGAACGCCGUGCUGUCGAUUGUAUUUGGUGCAGGCUUCUGGUUCACCCAUCAAACCACAUGAAGAGACGAUGUAAGUCAAGAUAUUAUACAGGUCUAAUUAUAGCUUACAGUUUAGGUGUAGGCAUCAUUCUUUGUUCGGGUUGCCUCUGUAAUACAAAUUACAUUUGGACAACAGAACAACAAAAUAUCGCUAUUUCAUGACUCUAGAGCUAAGUCAAAUAUACGAAUUGCGAGAGUUAUUGAA